UUUGAAGCUGUAUUAUUUAUCAGUCACAGAGGGUUUAUAGAGAGAGAGAGAGAAAGAGAGAGAGAUGGCGGAUCACGAGGAAUCGAAGGUGGAGCCGAUCGUGGAGAAGAUAAGCGAGAAGCGCCACGACGCGUCGUCGUCGUCAUCGGACUCCGAUGACGACAAGAAACCGGCUUCUGUGCCGUCGCAGCCGCAGUCGUCGUCGUCGCUCAAGGAGAAGGUUUACCGGCUCUUCGGCAGGGAGAAGCCCGUUCACAAGGUCCUCGGCGGUGGCAAACCUGCUGAUGUGUUUCUAUGGAGGAACAAGAAGAUAUCUGCUGGAUUCCUAAGUGGGGCCACAGCGAUAUGGGUUCUGUUUGAGUUGCUUGAAUACCAUCUAUUAACUUUAGUUUGCCAUGGCUUGAUUAUCACUCUGGUUGUAUCGUUCUUGUGGUCCAAUGCUAGCACCUUCGUCAACAAGUCUCCACCCCGAAUUCCAGAAGUGCAUAUUCCAGAGGAACCAGUUCUGCAGUUUGCCUCUGCCCUUAGGCUUGAAAUCAACCGGGCUUUUAAGGUUCUAAGGGACAUUGCUUUAGGAAGAGAUCUCAAGACGUUCCUUUCUGUGAUUGCUCUCUUGUGGAUCUUGUCAGUUGUGGGAAGCUGUUGCGACUCCUUGACUUUGUUUUACAUAGCAAUUGUCUUGCUUCACACGGUGCCUGUGCUGUAUGAGAAGUAUGAGGAUCAGGUGGAUGCUUUUGCAGAGAAAGUAAUGAUCGAGAUCAAGAAGCAAUAUGCGGUCUUUGAUGCCAAGGUUUUGAGUAAGAUCCCAAGAGGACCCAUGAAAGCAAAGAAGAAUUAAGCAGUCCGGUGGCUGAGCAGAAGACGUACCUUGUCAAGAUUAUGUGAAUUUUUAACCAUCGUUGGCUAUGGCCCUGUGUUUUAAUGCUCAAUUAAGGAUUAGAGUUCACAAUCUGGAUCAGAUCCCAUUCCCUAGGGCAAUGGGUAGGAGUGUCUGGGUUUCUGCUUUGAGUGGUCAGGUGACUUAGUUUAUGUUGCGUUGCUUGUCAAAAAACUGGUUCCUUACACUUCGGGGUUUAAUAGUGUUUGGUCUCUUUUCAUGUUUUAGAUGGUGCAGUUUCUUUGCACAUAACAGAUCUGAUGAUUCUCACCUGAAGGUGCUUAAUGUUUAUUAAUAGUUAACCAUUUACAAGAGUUGCUUUGGUUGAAA
Messenger RNA from Diospyros lotus (date-plum), 1207 nucleotides. Its product is annotated as reticulon-like protein B1. Lineage: Eukaryota; Viridiplantae; Streptophyta; Magnoliopsida; Ericales; Ebenaceae. The coding region runs from base 65 to 838 and encodes 257 amino acids. The record is from RefSeq and is a predicted model, not a curated record. The transcript has 5 exons.